AUGUCGAACGCGACUGUCGGGGUGACCAUACAAGACAUCGAACUCUCGCUUUUAGAGGACUAUGUAAACCAAUCUGCACGUGUAUUCUGGAUGUACGACUACCUUCAGACCCUCCCGAUGGAAAUACAUACGAUCUGGAUGAAGAAGUUCACUGGCGUUUCCCUGAUUUUCCUUGUCAAUCGUUACCUGCUGCUCGCGUCUAUCGUUGCUGAACUCUACGCAAACACUCCUGGCUAUGCCUCCUCAACAAGUUGUUCCUUCUGGCACCAUCUCUAUUAUGCAUGUGGUAUCGUCACUGUCAUGACCACGAGCGCAAUAUUGACUAUGAGGGUGUACGCUCUGUACAACCGAAAUCGAUGGAUCAUUGUCAUAGCAUCCAUACUCGUGCUAGCAAGACUUGGCGUCGACCUCUGGACUGUCGUCAAAGCAAUACGGCAGACAGGAUCCACUGGCUAUGGCGAAUUGGGAUUACGAUGUGGUAGUGAAGUCAGUGCAAACCUUCAUACGUUCAAUGCGAGGGUACUUUACUGUCACAGUAUGCAACUCACGACGGACUCUCUCGCAUUGGGUUUUGAUACAUUCGUCUUCGUGUUGACCCUCAAGAAGACGGUUCGACACGUUCGCGAGAUGCGACAGAUAGCGCAAGAGGGGAUUGCGAACAUUCUUCUCCGCGACGGCAUUAUUUAUUUUCUGCUUGUCUUUCUCAUGACGGCGAUAGACAUGUCGCUACACAUCGCAACAAUCGUCGGUGGGGAUAACUCGUACUCUGGAUACGCGUUCACGGCGAUAAUGUCUGCAUACUGCGACUACACGCCGAACAUGCUCGUCAACCGUCUCGUACUCAAUCUCCGCGAGUAUUCAACACAACACAGAAUCGUAUACACCGACGAGAUCGACACCAUUCCGAAGUUGACAUUCACGAACGCCGAAGGUAGAAUCCUUGGGAAUAUCGGCGCGCCGUUGGAUCAUGGACGAUGGAAGGACUCGAUUGGUUGGGUGAACUCAGCGGAGAGCGAGACCGCUCGCGGUUCGUACGAGGGCGCGGCCCCUUCGAAAACUAGAGGAUCCGGAAUAACGACGCAAAGAGGUUCUUCUAUGCGGAAUGUUUCUUAUUUGUAUGUUUUUGCAGAAGGGUUGACGUUGGGGAUGUACGAUUGGUGUACGAUUCAGAUGCAGUGGACGGGUGUUUUCGGAGUGUUUGAGUACGAUACUGUGGCGUUUGUGUAUCCCCUGAGACUUUAUGCCGAAUAG
This is a messenger RNA of Stereum hirsutum FP-91666 SS1, 1251 nucleotides long. RefSeq lists its product as uncharacterized. The record is from RefSeq and is a predicted model, not a curated record. NCBI's taxonomy places the organism in Eukaryota, Fungi, Basidiomycota, Agaricomycetes, Russulales, Stereaceae. The coding region runs from base 1 to 1251 and encodes 416 amino acids. The transcript has 14 exons.